This is a messenger RNA of Ilex paraguariensis (yerba mate), 375 nucleotides long. NCBI's taxonomy places the organism in Eukaryota, Viridiplantae, Streptophyta, Magnoliopsida, Aquifoliales, Aquifoliaceae. The record is from the annotation of a GenBank genome assembly.
AUGAUUUUGGAAAAAGGAGAUCAUUCUGGGAAGGAUGUUCCAACAAUUGAAUUAGAUCCUCAGGAUUUAGACAAAGAGUUAGAUGGUGGAGUUUCAACUAGUCCUAUUGCUUUUGCUGAGCAAAAUGAAAGUUCUCUUGGAAUAGAUCAUGUUGUGCAUCCUUUAACUGAUCCUAAUGUCCGAGAGUAUAAUCAGGAGAAACAAAAUAAGGACCUCACAUGGGAUUUCCAACAAACACCUAGGGUUCAUUCCUCUUUAAACACUGCAGACAAAUUCGGUAGUGAUCAUUCCACAUCUCAAGUUGCUACAGAUCACUCCAACCUUCAUUGUGAAUCUACUCCAUUAAUCCCUAUCAAUGCAGCAACAACAACUUAG